AUCAUGCGCGUGGGUUUGCUGAAACGUAGCCAUGUUUUGGCCUUGCCUGCACGAAAGUAUCUUGUGACUGCAACAGCCUCUGCUAAAAUAGCGUCAAAUGGAGCGAUGAGUUUGCCGACUGGUUUCAAAGUCGAAAGCGUGAAGGAAGUUCCUGAGUAUGAUAUGACUCUCUAUUCGAUUGAACAUGAGCGAACAGGUGCAAAGUUUUUCCAUUUCAAUCGAGAUGACAAAAAUUCAGCCUUUUGUGUGCAAUUCAGAACUGUUCCUAAUGACAGUACAGGAGUUGCUCAUAUUUUGGAACACCUGGUUCUUUGCGGAUCCAAAAAUUUCCCCUGCCCGGAACCUUUUUUCAAAAUGUUAACACGAUCUAUGGCCACGUUUCUAAAUGCUAUGACGGGACCUGACUUGACCAUGUACCCAUUCUCGACUCAAAAUCAGAAAGAUUUCGAAAACUUGCUGAGAAUUUACCUGGACGCGGCUUUCUUCCCAAAUUUGGAAUAUCUGGAUUUCAGACAGGAAGGUUGGAGACUUGAUACUAAAAAGAGUGCCGAUGAAAACACAUCAGCAGUUGCAUAUAGGGAGAAAGGUAGUGAAAACAUUGAGUUUGCAGGUGUUGUUUUUAACGAAAUGAAAGGUGCUAUGAGUCAGUUGCCUUCAAUGGUCGAUCAUUUGGUUAGAAGCAAUUUGCUACCUUCGAAUACUUAUUCUAAUAAUUUCGGAGGUGAGCCGUUGAGUAUUAUAAACUUGACUCAUGAUCAAUUGAAAAAUUUUCACGCCACGUAUUACCAUCCUUCUAAUGCUAAAUUUGUACUCUACGGAGAUUUUCCAAUAGAGCGAUGGCUGAAGUUAAUCGAUGAACUAGUUUUGACAAACUUUGACAAGUUGGAAAUUGAUUCACAAAUUCAGUCCGAAUCGAAAUGGACUGCAGCAAAAACUAAAGUAGAAUACUUUCAGCAGCCUCAAUUUGACAAGAACAAGCCACAGGAAGUCGAAAUUGCGAAACGACAGUCGGUAGUUACAAGCGCGUUUUUGAUUGGCGAUAUAAACGAGCCUUAUAAUGUGUAUUGCUGGAAUAUAUUGAGCUACUUAUUAACAUCAGGACCUGCUUCGCCGUUUCACAAAUCGUUGAUUCAAUCAGGGUUGGGAGCUAAUUUUUCACCCGUCACUGGUUUCGAAUCAGAUGUUAAAGAUUGCUACUUUUCGAUCGGGGCUCAGAAUGUCGAUAACGAAAACCCAGAUGCGAUUGUUCAAGCUAUAGAUGCAACUAUUGACAAAAUUAUAGAAGAAGGGUUCGACCAACAGAGAAUUGAUUCAGUGCUUCAUUUGAUAGAACUGGACUUGAAACAUCAGUCAUCAAAUUUUGGCCUUAAACUGCUGAUGGGCUCGGCUUCAAAACUAAACCACGAUUGUGAUUUACAAGAGUUCUAUUCUCUUUCCCAAAUAUUCGAUAGGUUAAGGUAUGAUUUGAAAAAUGAUCCAAAUUUUCUUCAAGAAAUGGUCAAAAACAGUCUCAAAAAUAAUCCUCAUAGAUUAAACUUGGUUAUGAAACCAAAAGAGGAGUUUUUUGCUGGUCUUCAAACGAAAGAAGAUUUGGCUCUAAAUGAAAGGUUGUAUAAAUUGGACCAGGCAGGUAAGAACCAGAUCUUGUCUGAAAGUGUAGCUUUGCUUGAAAAACAAACACUAAUACCUGAUGCGAGUAGUUUGCCCAAACUGUUGAUAUCGGAUUUGGAGACCAAAAUCGAAACGUAUCCUUCUGAAAUUGUGGAAAAGGAUAAUCUACCCUCAACCCAAGUAAACGUCCAGCCAACUAAUGGAAUAUGUUACUUCAAAUCAGUUUUCUCGACUGAGAAAUUAACCGCAGAAGAAAGACGGUUUUUACCGAUGUUUUGCUCGGUUUUGACUAAAUUAGGAGCUGAAAACCUGAAUUUCGAGCAGUUAAGAAGCGAAAUAGAUCUUUGUUCUGGUGGGUUCUCAGUAACAACUAGUGUUACACCUCAUCCGAAGGAUUUGAAAUACUUUGAAGAAUCCAUUGUUAUAUCGUCCCAUGCGUUGCUGAGAAAUGUAGACAAAAUGUUUGCGUUAUGGAAUCGUAUCUUGACCGCACCUGAUUUUGAAGCUACCGAGUACCUGAAGGUUAUACUGAAACAAAGAUAUGAGAUGCUACAAAUGUCUAUGGAACAAUCGGGUCAUAGAUAUGCCAUGCGAAGCUCAGCUGCGACCUUAAAUGCAGUAUGCGCUUACGAUGAAAUUUACUCGGGUAUGAGUCAAAUUGCGCUAUCACGACAAGUAGCUCUCAACAUGGAAAUUGAGAAGUACGUGUCACUUUUCAAAAGUAUUCUCGAAAAAGUUUUCACGAAAGAAAAUGCACGAUGCGCGUUGAAUCUGCCGGAAAGUAGUCAAAGUGAAUGCUUGAAUGCACUUGGCUCGCUUUUCUCGAAUUUGAACUCGGUGUCAGAGGUUCGAUCUACAGCCUCUCCGUUUUGGAUUCCAGCUCCAGAGAUUCCUGAAAUAGUUCAAAAACGAGAAAGGCUUGUGAAAUAUUUGUUUCCAUUUCAAGUUUCAUACGCAGGUCGAAGUUUGGCUGGCGUCCCGUAUGGGCAUUCGCAUUUUGCGCCGUUGGAAGUUUUGUCUAAACUUCUUUCCUGGAAUUAUCUUCACAAAGAGAUUCGAGAAAAGGGCGGAGCUUACGGAGGCGGGGCUUCCAACAACAGUUCGGGAGCCUUUACUUUCUUUUCAUACAGGGACCCCACGCCCUAUUUGUCCCAAAGAACUUUCCAAAGAUCACUCGACUGGCUGCAAAGUGCAAGUGUGGAUCAAGAAAUGAUUGAUGGGGCUAAAUUGACCGUUUUCCAAUCAGUUGAUUCACCCGUGGCUCCAGGUAGCAGAAAUUUGUCGAACUUUUUUAGCGGCAUAACUGAAGAAAUGCGGCAGGAAAGACGUGACAGACUUUUUGCAUGUACGAAGCUAGAUGUAAUGGAAGUUGCAGAGACUUAUUUGUCUGAAAGAAAUCUGAAGAUGUCCGGAGGAACUGUAAUUGGUCCCAAAAAUGAAGACUCAAAUAAACUAGACUGGCCUGUAGUCACUGAAUGAUCAAUAAAAAUGUAUAAAUUUGCUGACAUAUUUGCUAAUUAAUUAACUAUUUUGCACGUC
Messenger RNA from Symsagittifera roscoffensis, 3150 nucleotides. RefSeq names its product presequence protease, mitochondrial-like. Gene Ontology annotation, cellular component: mitochondrial matrix. The coding region runs from base 4 to 3090 and encodes 1028 amino acids. Gene Ontology annotation, biological process: protein processing. Lineage: Eukaryota; Metazoa; Xenacoelomorpha; Acoela; Convolutidae. The record is from RefSeq and is a predicted model, not a curated record. The transcript has a single exon. Gene Ontology annotation, molecular function: metalloendopeptidase activity; metal ion binding.